Molecule: messenger RNA, 1143 nt
Organism: Cyanidioschyzon merolae strain 10D
Lineage: Eukaryota; Rhodophyta; Bangiophyceae; Cyanidiales; Cyanidiaceae
Exons: 1
Coding region: 1-1143 (380 amino acids)
Source: RefSeq, a predicted model, not a curated record
AUGUCGUUGAGCGUUAGAGUGGUGCUCCCCGGUGGGGACUUUAUCUUCAUUCGAGGACUUACAUCGAAUAGUCUGGUGAAGGACGUGUUGGAUCGAUUACAGAGCCAAAUGCCGACGCUUCCGCCUGGACUGCUCUGGUAUCAAGGUCGUGCACUUGCCGAAGCGCAUACCCUCGCUGAAGAAGGCAUCACAAGCGGCGUCUCGUUGAACUGGACAACCGCGUCAUCUAAACCUAAAGAGACUUGGAAAGGAGAACACAUAUCAGAGGGCUUUGUUCCCGGGGAGGCGCUCAAAGCACUGGUGCCGUUCAGCGAGCAGUUAAACGCCUGGACGCUUGGAGACCUACGAGCUGGAAAGCUGCGAGCGUUCUGGAGGCUCCGUCAACUACAGACUCUAGGAACGAUAGACGGAGACACAGCCCGGGUUCCAGGUUCCGUCGAAAACGCUCAAGAUACUGAGCAGGCGUUGCGAGCCGGACUAGAGUUGGCGCAACGCACGCUAGCUUCAGUGUCCAAUACUUCGUUGAGCACACUUGAGAACGAGACAGAGGCCCGCUGGCGUCUUGAGCAGCUAGCUCUGGCACUUCGCUGGCUUAGUGACGGGCUGUUCUGUGUCAGUGCCAUCGCGUCGGCGGGUGCCUAUUCCGGCCGAGGCGACGCAGAAGAAGCCUUGGGUUGCACCGCUGCACUCCGAGAACUGCUAGGGCGGAUCCAGUCGAGCGAGUCCCCCGGGUUCCAAACUGAGCAAGCGGAAUCCCAAGCAAAUGUCUCCACUUGGCAACCGGAGAUUUCAUCAAAGUCGACAUCGGCUUCCAGGUCGGGUACAUUGUCUUCAAGGGCGACUGGCGCAGGCUCCGUGCUUGCAACGUCGCUUGGUGGCAUCGCAGGCGCAGCGACGGCUAAGAAAACGACAUUUCGAACACAGGCAGUCCCUGCUGCGUCGGUACCCAAGCGCUCGGCAGCUUUUGCGACAACUCGAAGCGCGCCGGUCAUAGAUUCUCGACUGGAGUCGCUCAUUGACGAGUCGGAGCUGCAGCGAUGGAAGGCUUUACUCGCAAGGGAUGCGCGAUAUCAGCCGUCAGCAGGAAUGCGGACACUGAGUGUGCUCUAUCGCUCUACAGGCCGUCAUAGUGUUGGGCUCUGA